This is a messenger RNA of Syngnathoides biaculeatus (alligator pipefish), 3601 nucleotides long. It is a transcript of the gene blmh, whose product is annotated as bleomycin hydrolase. Gene Ontology annotation, molecular function: cysteine-type aminopeptidase activity. The record is from RefSeq and is a predicted model, not a curated record. Gene Ontology annotation, biological process: L-homocysteine catabolic process; proteolysis; response to toxic substance. NCBI's taxonomy places the organism in Eukaryota, Metazoa, Chordata, Actinopteri, Syngnathiformes, Syngnathidae. Gene Ontology annotation, cellular component: cytoplasm. The coding region runs from base 203 to 1582 and encodes 459 amino acids. The transcript has 12 exons.
GGGCGGGGAGUGAAGAGGAGCGCACACGCGUAUAUGUUAAACUCCGCCCAGCUCACGUCAAACCGGGGACGCACAAACGAGUGCACCCUGUCUUCUCGUUGACAUACUGUUCGUGUCCAUCGUCAACAAAGAACCGCGAGUGAUUGCUAAUGCUAGUGAUUCACCCACGAAGUACGCAACGCUCUUCAUAGUCCGAGAAGAUAUGGAAGCUGGUCUCAGUCAGGAAAAGGUUGCCACCUUUGUAAAGCGCCUGCAGGCCGAGCCCCGCUACCUGUUAGCCCAGAAUGUGUCAACCUGCAUCGACCCGCUUGAAGUUUGCCUCCACCGGCAGACUGUCCAGGAUACGGUACACAUCUUUCAGCAUGCUAUCCCCACAGAGGGCAAGCCUGUCACUAACCAAAAAAGCUCAGGAAGAUGUUGGAUCUUUUCAUGUCUCAAUGUCAUGCGACUUCCCUUCAUGAAGAAGUUCAACAUAGAGGAGUUUGAGUUUAGUCAGUCCUAUCUCUUUUUCUGGGACAAGAUUGAGCGAUGUUACUUCUUCCUCUAUGCCUUUGUGGAGACAGCACAAAGGAAGGAGCCAAUGGACGGUCGCCUGGUCCAGUUCCUUCUCUCCAAUCCAGCCAAUGAUGGAGGACAGUGGGAUAUGUUGGUCAAUCUUAUUGAAAAGUAUGGUGUCAUGCCAAAGAAAUGCUUCCCGGAAGCGCACAGCUCUGAGGCCUCCCGUAGAAUGAAUGGCAUUCUCAAUCACAAGCUGAGAGAAUACUGCUUCAAACUGAGGAAUAUGGUGGGGAGUGACGCAACUCAGGCAGAACUGUCUGACGCCAUCGACACCAUGAUAGAGGAGGUGUUCCGGGUGGCUAGCGUUUGUCUUGGCAGCCCGCCUGAGACCUUCUCUUGGGAGUACAGGGACAAGGAUAAAAACUUCCAUCGUGUGGGACCAAUCACCCCCCAGGAGUUUUACAGGGUGCACGUCAAACCCCUGUACAACAUGCAGGACAAAAUUUGCCUUGUGAAUGACCCUCGACCACAAAACCCUUAUGGGAAACUGUACAGUGUGGAGUACCUGGGUAACAUGGUUGAAGGUCGCCAGACGCUCUACAAUAAUCAACCGAUCCAGCUUCUAAAAAAAGCUGCAGCAGACUCCAUUAAGGAGGGAGAAGCUGUGUGGUUCGGCUGUGACGUUGACAAACAUUUCCACUGCAAGCUGGGCAUUAACGACAUGAAUGUCUUCAACCAUGAGCUGGUGUUUGGAGUUUCAGUGAAGAACCUCACUAAGGCAGAGCGCCUUGUGUGUGGAGACUCUCUCAUGACCCACGCCAUGAUCCUCACUGCUGUCACGGACCAGGAUGUAAAAGAGGGCUAUGAAAAGUGGAGAGUGGAAAAUUCUUGGGGUGAUGACCGCGGGAACAAAGGUUACCUCAUCAUGACAGAUGAAUGGUUCUCCGAGUAUGUGUACGAGGUAGUGGUAGACAAGAAGUUCCUCUCUCCUGAUGUGCUGGAGGUAAUGAGUCAAGAGCCCGUUUUACUUCCUGCCUGGGACCCGAUGGGCUCGCUGGCCAAGUAUGGACACCCAUGUUUUUAACCUCAACCUCUCCACCCUCUUGCUCCUCUGCUUUUACCUCAGAUGUAUUGCAUAUAAAAAGUCUACACACCCCUGUUGAAAUGCCAGGUUUUGUCUUUAAAAAAAGAAAAAAGCUUAGACCAAGAUAAAGCAUUUUAACCUUUCCUGUUAUUGUGACCUAUAAUCUGUAAAACUUUUGAAAAAACUGUUUUAAAAAAAAAAAAAAAAAAAAGACACAAAGUCUCUAUCAGAUAAUGUAGUCGUCUGAACACCCUCUUACACAGUAAGUGGGGAUGUAGCUGUGUUCAGAAUUAACCAAUCACGCUCGGACAUUUAGCGGCUCUGGUUAAUCCCAAUCCCAAAAUGCCUCUGAUUAAUCCCAAUUAAAAUUCCUCAGUUUUAGAAAGCAUUCGUUUCUUUUUUUCUUUCUAACAGAAGCCUGAAGGUUUUAUGAUACUCCUGACUUUAUUUCGGAUUUGAAGCAGUGAAUAAUUCCCUCCACUUUGCCUAAAGCCUCACUUAAUAAAUCCCUCCACCCUGACGAAAACCACAAUUCCAAUUGAAGAAAAACUGCCCCAAAACGAUGAUGCGUUAUGUUCUUUUGGUAAGGAGUCUUGCUUGUCAAACAACUUUUGUUUUGGAUGUGAUUGUUUUUAACCACCCUACCCCAUAACUCAGAUAUAUGAAGACGAUGGGAGAUUAUUUCAUCUACUAAAUUGCCAGUACAUGCUAGAGAUUUCUGCAGGUGCGCUGCCCUCCCUGACAACUUUUAUUUGCUUCCUUUCAUGAAUUUUGAUGGGGGACGUCUUUAUCUCGGUAAUGUCACCUGUGCCAUAUUUUCUGCACUUGACAUGCAUUUAUUACUUUGAAAUUUAUUUUGAACCAUUUCUGUGUCCUACCUUUCAAGAAUGAGAUCCCUUUCUUACUUUGGAAUUGCUCUGUGGUAUGAAAAAUUAUUUUAGAACAUCUGAACUCACCUUGGGUUAAUCAGAGGCACUUCAAUGGGAAUUAAAAAUUGUCUGAGUCCCAUUUAACAUGGGUUUGAGAUAUUUAAAAUAUUCCCAUUUAUUAGGUUGUACACAGUAUUUCAGUUGUUCAAUUUCACUGUCCCUAUAAAAUAUUUGAGUAUUAUUUUUUUGAUUUUUUUUAAGAGUGAAAUUUGUUUUAAAUGAUUCAUCUUGGUCUCAUGUAAAAUAUAUAUAUAUUUUUUGGGUUUUAUUUUAUUUUCCCACAAAAACCCGGGGCCUUAUUUAUGAAGCGAGCGUAUGAAUAUUCCCACGCAAAGUAUGUGAUUUAUCAAGUUGAACGUCUGUGGGGACAUGGGUAAAUGUCUCCAACCAUAUCGCUUACCACGUGUACAAACAAAAUUGUGUGGUGGAACAAUGAAACUGUAAAAAGCCACUUACAGGGUCACCAAAGCCCCCAAAUUCAAAUCACAUCCAAAUCUGCAGUAUAGCGGGACCGUGAAGGAAAAAACCUAAAAAACAAAUAUAGCAGAAGAUGAUUCUAUCUGUAUUCCGUUAAGAUAAAUUGUAGUGACUCAUUGUUUCCAUGAUGUGCGUCCCAGGACUCAUCGUCUCAAGUGUAAAAUGAUCUAUGCAUGUAAUUAUCUUGUCCUCCUCCAGUUAAUUAAAGAUAAUUCUAGACUAUGGGCCUAAUGUUUUUUUUUGUCACUAGUUUGAUGUCCAACCAUUUUUCUUGUUUUUAACAUUUUUAAUAAAGUGAUUGCUGCUGCCAUAUUGCAAACGAGACUAGACUUGUGCAAGCAUGACAGUUUAGAACAGGCGUGUUGUAUCAAGACACGAGUUAGUGUAGAAAGUGUCCGUACAUUGGGUAGAGAUGUUUUUGUACUUGCAUUGUAAAUUUCAGUCCUACAAGGCACUUUAGAACAUUUUCUAUGCAAGCUUGAUAAAUGAAGCCCCUGACAUUUCAACGGGGGGGGUGUGUAGAGUUUUUGUACCCACUGUAUAUCCUUCACAUUUGAAAACAUGCCAGUGUUUUAGACUUUAAAAAAAAUAAAUAUUUCAGUUUUUAACAGGC